Molecule: messenger RNA, 1640 nt
Organism: Drosophila biarmipes
Lineage: Eukaryota; Metazoa; Arthropoda; Insecta; Diptera; Drosophilidae
Product: glycoprotein-N-acetylgalactosamine 3-beta-galactosyltransferase 1
Exons: 3
Coding region: 180-1466 (428 amino acids)
Cellular component (GO): membrane
Molecular function (GO): N-acetylgalactosaminide beta-1,3-galactosyltransferase activity
Source: RefSeq, a predicted model, not a curated record
AACGCAUUCGGGCUCAGUUCUUGCUGAAAAUAGGGUCUACGAGAUUGACGUAUUCGUAAGAUAAAAAGAAAUUGGACACAUAGCCAACUUCUUGUUUGUACAAGUGUAUUUUCGACUGUUAGCCAGUUGAAAGGGAAACUUGAGGUGCCCUAAAAUAUUUGGCCGACAGAAGUGCAAAAAUGACAAGUGCAAGUCUUUUAUCGCGCUCCCUGAUAACAGAAGCUCCCCGCUCCAAGAAUCGCUCGGUGUUCACCCUGAUCAUUGGUCUGGUGGUGGGCUACUGCAUGGCACAACUCUUCUCGAGAAUUUCUCCCCACGAGAGUCUCUAUCCGUAUAUCAGCCGGCGACUCAACUUGCCCGUCGAUUCCCAAGUGGCCCUCCAGGCCGCGGAGCAUGGUCCCUUCCAGCACGACCAUCCCGAUGACAACGUCACCGUGGCGGAGCAGCUUAAGAGGGAGGUGCGCAUCCUCUGCUGGGUGAUGACCAAUCCCACGAACCACAAGGUCAAGGCUCGCCACGUGAAGCGAACGUGGGGCAAGCGCUGCAACAUCCUGCUCUUCAUGAGCUCCGGCGCGGACGAGGAGCUGCCCACGGUGAAGUUGGAUGUGGGCGAGGGUCGCGAGAACCUAUGGGCCAAGGUCAAGGCGGCGUUUACCUACGUCUAUCACCAUCACUAUAACGAUGCCGACUUCUUCUACAAGGCUGAUGACGACACCUAUGCGGUGAUCGAGAACAUGCGCUAUAUGCUGUAUCCCUACAAUCCCGAGACACCAGUGCACUUCGGCUUCAAGUUCAAGCCCUUUGUGAAGCAGGGAUAUAUGUCCGGCGGAGCGGGGUAUAUACUCAGUCGGGAGGCCCUGCGACGAUUCGUGGUCGAGGGCAUUCCGAAUCCCAACAUGUGUCUGCCGGGCACCGUGGUCAACGAGGACAUCGAGAUCGGGCGCUGCAUGGAGCAUCUGAAUGUUACGGCCGGCGAUUCCAGGGAUCAGAUUGGACGCGGUCGGAUGUUUCCCUUUAUCCCGGAGCACCAUUUGAUUCCGGCCAAAUGGGACAAGGGCUUUUGGUACUGGAACUACCAGUUCUACAAGACGGAUGACGGUCUUGAUUGCUGCUCGGACCUGGCCAUCUCCUUUCACUAUGUGGCCGCAAAUAUGAUGUACGUGAUGGACUAUCUUAUCUACCAUUUGAAACCCUAUGGCCUGAUGCGAUCCCUGGAGCCCCUGCCUGCCAAACUCAAAGUGGGUCAGUUCCUUCCCGCUCCCGUUGAGCGUCAUCUGGCCAGUAAUGAGGACUCUGUGGAUGACUACGACAGGAUUUACACGACCACAACUGAAAAGCCAAAGGAACCCGACGCCCGGGAAAUGGACUCGCAGGAGUUGGAAAAGGAAGAGGAAGAUUCGAAGCAUACUAAUGAGGAAACUGAUAAUCACUCCAAGACCAAGGAAACUUCAGAAGAAAAUCAUUAAAAAUUUUUAGGUUUAUGGUAUGGCAUUUUAUAUUAUGUUUAAACUACAAGGCCAAGGCUGUCCUUAAAUAAGUAAACACGAGUUUCUUUCAGUAAGUCCAACACAAUAUAUUUAAACAUCAAGUCUCAAAACAACUAACGUUUGUUACUUAACAAUGGUCUUCUAAAUAUAAAC